Effrenium voratum is the source of this 642-nucleotide messenger RNA. NCBI's taxonomy places the organism in Eukaryota, Dinophyceae, Suessiales, Symbiodiniaceae. The record is from the annotation of a GenBank genome assembly.
AUGAGUGACGAGAACAAAACCCCGGAAGAUCAGCCGUCAGGCGUAACUCCGGAGACCGAAGCCGCGGCAUCGAGCCCGGAAACGGCGGAAGAAGAGGCGGUUGAUCCGACAGAGGUUCUGAAAUCCGAGAACGCGGAUCUGAAGGAUCGGGCUCUGCGGACCAUGGCGGAGAUGGAAAAUCUGCGCCGGCGGACCGAAAAGGAAGUCAGGGAUGCACGGCAAUACGCCGUAUCGGGCUUUGCGCGUGACAUGCUGACGGUAUCCGACAACCUGCGCCGGGCGCUCGAAGCGCUGCCGGAAGACGACCGGAAGAACGCUGAUGCCGGUGUUGCAGCCCUGAUCGACGGCGUUGAAAUGAUUGAACGUGAUCUGCUCAACCAGCUCGAAAAGAAUGGUGUGAAAAAGCUGGAUCCGGAAGGUCAGAAAUUCGACCCGAACUUCCACCAGGCCAUGUUUGAAGUGCCGAACACUGAAGUGCCGAACAAUACUGUUGUUCAGGUCAUGCAGGCCGGAUACGUCAUCGGUGAGCGUGUUCUGCGCCCGGCAAUGGUCGGCGUAUCAAAGGGCGGUCCAAAGGAAGUGCCGCAGCCACAUUCCGAAGGCAACGGCGACGCGGGCCAGACCGUCGACAAGAGCGCUUGA